AUGAAACGUUUUAAAAACUUUUUUUUAGAUGAUUGUCAUCUUCGGACAAAUCAAAUAAAAAUGCUUUUAUAAACAUUCUUACGUCAAUCACGUCCAUUUUACAAUCAUAGCAACUCCCAUAAAUCGCUUUCACGCAAAGUAAGUUUGUUGUAAAUUAGGCGUACCUUCUGUAAGAUUGAUAUUCAUGCGCCAUCUUCAGCGCCAUCCUUCAACGUCCAUUUUAUUAAGGAACAAUUGAAUGGCGAAUUAAUGUUCAGAGGUUGCAUAAAUGCAACACCCCGACAUUAAUCAGUUGUUUUAUAAGGCAUGCCGAAGGAAAAAUUAAAUAAAUUCAUACAAGCUGUUAUUGCCAUUGUGGUGUCCGUUAUAGUAUAUAAUCAUUGUCCACAAUGAUUCACACGUGACGGCCUGAAAAUUAAUUUUGUUUACAUUUUACUUUAUAUUUUCUGCCUAUGUUGGUACGUAGCAAUGCUUGUAUCAUUGCCCACUCUGAAUUUAAAGCGUAGGUGCUUAAGCUCUAUCGAAUGUUCUAGCGAUCUAGAAACUUCCAAAAGGGGCUGCAUCGGUUUUGCACUCUCAUCUCACCCCACUAUGUGUUCAACAACCCCGAGAAACGUCCAGACUCAUUCGGCGCAGGCGCGUUACGUUCCACAGGAAUAUCGACUGUCAGACCAAUGUAAUAUUUACAUUGCCGGUUCUAUAUAAAAGUCCCAAAACAUCAGCUUUUGGUUCGAGCUAACGCACACAUGUACCCAUCCCGUCCAUAAUAUACGGUCAAGUGUUUUUGUUGUCUGCGGUACGGUGCGGUGCGGCGUCGCCGGUGAGUCGUUCUCGAACAGUCCGGACGGUUCGCGAACCCGUGGCGCCGCGCCGCGACCCACUCGCUGUAUAAAUACGAUCGCACAGCUGUCGAGCGCUGCAGUACAAAUCGAGACUCAAGUGACGAACGUUACUCCCUGUACAAGAGAACUUUCGCGUUAUUAACUUGUGAAGUGCUUACUUGUGAUACAUUCCAGUGUUUUGCAUUCAAAGUAUGGAAUCUCCUGUUGUAUUGGAUAAACCACCGGAGUACCAUGGCAGUGAACGUGGUUUUCCGUUUGACGAAGACGAGGGGUCGGGCGCGUGGAGCGAGCUUGCGGCGCGGCACCCCGACAUAGCGGCGCGGCUGCGGCAGCGCCCCGCCACCUGGGCCAGGAAACGACGACCCUCCAGCCAGGACGCCACUGACGAUUUCGGCGACGGUUUUGGUGGCUUCGAUAGAUUCCCUUUCGACGACAUCCCGCCUGAAUUUAGAGAACACUUCCCUUCACAUUGGAACCGCAGCAGAUACGGAGCUCGCGAAGAACCACCACAACAAACACAACAGAACGCACCACAGUCACCACCGGCGCACCAACAGACGACAGCUACACAAACCGAACAGGAACCUGAACAAGGACCUUCAGAACCCAUACCACAAGCACACUUACCACAAUACGGACUAAGGAAUACCGUUGAUCUCGGCCAGAAAAGCGCCGCCGACCCUAGCCUGGUCGAUGCAGACGAAAGAAAUCAGAGGUCUAUGUCAGCUCCCCCAGACAGUUGCGCCUCGCCAAACCAAAGUUUCAAAAUGAGCGGACAGAACCACCAGGAGCAGCCACAUGGCGAACAGCAUGCCAACGUGCGGCAUAUACCUAUAUUUGUGGAGGGCAGGGACGAGCCAGUGAUCAACAAAUCGGUCGAUCACGGCACCCACUUCGGCGACACAAAGCCCGCAUUCGUGCCACCGCAGCCUCAGCCGCAGCAGCCACACAUUGAUAGAGAACAGUAUUUUGCAGAUGAUGGUCCCGUCGGGUACCAUCACCCACCUAACUUUGCUCGAGCUUUUGGCACACCUUUCAACAAAGGCUUCAGACAAGGGCCACAGCCUUUUAUGCAACAGAAAGCGUACCCUCAGGCAUUUGCUCGCGGCGCAUCACCACAGCGAUCUCAGUCUCCCAAACCCCAAAUGUACCCUGAAGAACAUUUUGCUAAAGUGCCCGUGCAUCAUGAGCAAAGCGCACCUAAGACUGAACCUCCGUCCAGAACUCAACAGCGGCAGCCGCCCCAGCAGCAACAACCCCCGCCAGCCCAACAGAAACAGCCCCCGCCACAGCAGCCGAAGCAGGCCACGCCGCAACCAGCUCCGCAGCGGGAGCAGACUCCGCCACAACCCAAACAGGCCCCUGUCAGCAACGACCCUAUCACACAGAUUCUCAGUAUUCAAACAGAUGUUUUAAAUCUUAUGACGGAAGUUGAGAACUUCACUGGUACCAAAAACGACAAAAAGUAUUUGUUCCUAGACGAGAUGCUCACUAGGAAUCUCAUUAAAUUAGAUACAAUAGAAACUGAUGGCAAAGAAAAUAUUCGACAGGCCAGGAAGGAAGCUAUUAAGUGCAUCCAAAAGUGUAUAGCUGUGUUAGAAGCCAAAGCAGAAAGUAACAGUAACCAGAAUCAACAACAAGAUGUUGAAAUGAAAGAGGAGGCGCAACCGGCGGCUGCACCAGUUACAGAAAACGGCGAGGUCGAAACAAAGGAAGUCACCAAAGAUGAGAUUCAAACCGAGCCACAAGUACAAGCUGAGCAGACGCCGCAAGCCGCGCCCGCCGCGCAGGACGAGAAGACUGAGUCAAAAGUACCCGAGGUUGCAACAGAGGCCAAGGUGGCGGACGACAAGCUCGCAGCCGCACCAGCCAGUGAGAAAGAAGCCGUACAAGCAGAGGCGGCCGACACGCGACCCGAGGACAAACCAGUCGCAGACACCGCGGAACAAAAGGAAGAGGGCGGAGACAAGAAUUCUGCAAAAGCCCCUAAAGAAGUAAAGAAACGCAAUAAGAGCAAAGAUAAUAAAAAGGAUGCACCCGUUGAUAGUAAUAAGCAAGAGAAAGCCGAGGAUAGCCUUAAGGACGAGAAGAGUGUAGAUGAUAUUAUGCAAGUGGACGAUAAAGGUGAUAAACCCAAGCCACAGGUGAUGGAAGUAGAUGGUGCUGCUAGUCAAUAAAAUUAGUUCGCCUUAGUAAAUUCUUGUUAGGUACACAGCCGUAAUCCGCGCGCACGGGGCCUAAGCGUAUGCCUUUCCUUAAUCUUCGUGUUAUAAUACUGUGCAUCAAUAACGCUGGUGUUUAUAUUGUAUUGUUUACGUUUGUACAUUUUACGUUUUUAAUAUUAAACAAAUGUGUAAAGAAAUUUGUUGUCCUCUAGGAUUUGAAAUGGUCUCCUCUUAUCCUAAUAUUUAAUUAAUUUAUUGUUUAUCAUAACUUGAUAACACAAUUUUCUCAAUAAAUAAUGAAUCCAUUUAA
Molecule: messenger RNA, 3317 nt
Organism: Trichoplusia ni (cabbage looper)
Lineage: Eukaryota; Metazoa; Arthropoda; Insecta; Lepidoptera; Noctuidae
Gene: stv
Product: BAG domain-containing protein Samui
Exons: 3
Coding region: 1034-3019 (661 amino acids)
Molecular function (GO): protein-folding chaperone binding
Source: RefSeq, a predicted model, not a curated record